AGCUUCAUCACGAUACUACUUUGCAUUUCUGAAGAGGGAAGAAGAAAUCAAUAUGCAAAUUCAAUUCCAUGGUUUUGGAAGUCCCAUUGAGAACACGAUUCAUUUGCGCCGGCAUAAUGCUCUGACCGAGAAAGAAUUGAAGGAAAAAAACAAUGAAAGUGCCGUUAAUUUUUUGCAUGGCGAGCUGCUGCAUACUAACCGGUCUCACACCAUUAACAUCACCUUGCCCUUGUGGAUAUGGAUCAAGUUCUCAAAGCUGACAGAAGAUUGAAACCACUUGGAUUAUGUGACGAUGAACCUACCCCGGAAGAGAGAGCCCAGAGAAUUGCCAAAGCUGUCCGCAAACAGUCAACAGAAGUGAAGGAAAAUUGGGAGCAAUUGAAAACCCGUGCGAGCAACUGGCAGAAACAGGUGGAAAAGGUGUUGGAGAAACUUCAAGAACUGCAGAAAGCUCUGGAUGAUCUUGAGGCUCAUGUGAUAACAGCUGAGGGGGUCCACACUGAUUGGCAACCUGUGGGUGACCUGCUUAUUGACUCAUUGCAGGAUCACAUUAAUAAAACCACAAAUCAGAGUUGGCCAGUGUGGAAGGAGGUCGUUUGGCAUAUCAUAGCUCUUUGAAGUGACUCCCCAAUUCGUCCCCCUCUGCUUGGCAAUGACUUCAACCACUUAUAAAAUCUCUUUAAUGGAGGGAAACUUUGAAGGCGUCUGAAAGGAGUAUUCACGAUCCCAGAAGACAACUGAGCCUAAUUAAGUUCUUAGUUCUGACGAUCAAGAGCUUGAUGAAAGAGGAUUGUUUUAAAAAGUGCCUUAAAAGAGGAAACGUACAGAGGCUAAGAGGUGUGGGAAGUUAGCGAGUUUUGAGAAGAUUUGUUGCUCGGGUUGAGGGUCUGGAUGUGAGUUUGCUCGCUGAAGGUGUAGGAAGUCUCUUGUUGGGUUUGAAGCCGACACAAUUAAAUGUUUGGCAACUAGUCGUGGGCCAUUUGAAAUCAAGAGUGGGCAAGAGGACAUAAUUAGACGAGUGCAGAUAUCCUGAAGUAUGGUUGGACUGGUGGAGAUUACCAAAAUAGCGAUAGGCAUAGCCAAGGAACGAUUCGGAAACAAAAAUGAGAAUUUAAUAAAAUUACCGUGAAUAGUAUCAGUCAGGUAGAAAGUACAGAGAAUAGGAUUUGGUUCAAGGUGAGACUCGGGCAGUGGAGUUUUAGACGACGUCAAGUUUUCAAUGGUCAAAUGUGGGACUCCAACAGGGAAUGCAUUGGAAUUGUCAGGUCCAGAAGUGAAGUAGUUCCAGAUGAAGGUUUCACUGCUAAUGAGCCAAGACAAGAGACAGGUAGGCAGGAUUGAAAAGAUGUAAAGAGACAGCUUUAGGGAUUGCAUGAAUGUGUUGUUGGACGUUCAUCAUGGGAUAAACAAGAUGCCAAGGUUGUGCUGAGACAAGCGUAAUAUUACAUUGCAUUACUCCGCCUUGGCAACAAUCAGUAGGUAGUGAAUAGAGAUUGGUGUGGGGACCACAAAGUGGUCUUCCCAGUUUUAAAUUGUUAUCUCUACAUAGUUGCGCAACUUUAUGUUCUGUUCAAAAGGCAUUACUGACAAGGAAACAGAAGUUAGCCAUUUGUUUACUUGUCAAUAUAUCUUGAUUUUUCCACCAUGUUCUCCAA
Messenger RNA from Stegostoma tigrinum, 1655 nucleotides. Its product is annotated as utrophin-like. NCBI's taxonomy places the organism in Eukaryota, Metazoa, Chordata, Chondrichthyes, Orectolobiformes, Stegostomatidae. The transcript is spliced from 4 exons. Gene Ontology annotation, biological process: synaptic signaling. The record is from RefSeq and is a predicted model, not a curated record. Gene Ontology annotation, cellular component: plasma membrane. Bases 238 to 618 code for a protein of 126 amino acids.